Messenger RNA from Leptonychotes weddellii (Weddell seal), 1921 nucleotides. Lineage: Eukaryota; Metazoa; Chordata; Mammalia; Carnivora; Phocidae. The record is from RefSeq and is a predicted model, not a curated record.
AUAUGUUAUCCAGAAAUAAACACCCUUCCCCCUUCCUGGAGACUGGCCCAAGGAGGGGCCUGGGCAUAUAUAGGGAGCCACCGUGGGAAGGCCUGGCCACAGAGGCUUCGGAAAGAGAAGGCAGGACCAUGGCAUCCGCAGCAACAGAGGCGGAGAAAGGGUCUCCGGUUGUGGUGGGCCUGCUGGUGGUGGGCAACAUCAUUAUUCUGUACCUGGUGCUCAUGCUCAUCGUCUACAUCUUUGAGUGCGCCUCUUGCAUCACGUCCUACACUCAUCGCGACUAUAUGGUGUCCAACCCAUCCCUGAUUACCAAGCAGAUGCUGACCUUCUACAGUGCAGACACAGACCAGGGCCAGGAACUGACUCGCCUCUGGGACCGUGUCAUGAUUGAGCAAGAGUGCUGUGGCACAUCCGGGCCCAUGGACUGGGUGAACUUCACAUCAGCCUUCCGGGCAGCCACCCCGGAGGUGGUGUUCCCCUGGCCCCCACUGUGCUGUCGGCGGACUGGCAACUUCAUCCCCCUCAGUGCAGAAGGCUGCCGCCUGGGCCACACAGACUACCUGUUCACCAAGGUGUGUCCCCUCCCUGCCGCUCCCCUGUCUGUGCAUCGGUCCGGCCCCCCUGGUUCUUCUGUCUCGUCCUGCCUCCCACUUUCUUCUCCUCCUCCCCUCUGGGCUUCUUUCUUUCUCUCCCGUCUCUCCGGCUCUCUCAACUCUCUUGCCACCUGUCCCUGCUCCCCCCGCAAGUCAGUGGGAGGCCCAGGGUCUGAGCUGGCACCUGCCACUUUUCUCAGGUCAUCUGGGAAGGAGAGCAACAGGAAUCACAGCGGUAGCACCACAACCAUAGUAACCACGCGCAUUGAGCCCUUACGUGGUGCCCGGCACUCUUCUAAGGGCUUUAAGUCUUUGUCUUAUUUAAUUCCCACCACGGCCUGUGAGGUGCAAUAUGAUUAAUGAGCCCAUUUUAAGGAUGAUGAAACUGAGUUCACUGUCUAGUGAGCGAUGGAGCUGGGACUGGAUUUCAGGAGCUUUAACCAGUGAGUGCAGAGGCAGAGAGAGAAACCAGAGGAGGUUAGACUAGGAGGAGAACCAGUUCCAACAGUCCCUCUGGCUGCUUUCGGCUGCCUAGGGGCCCUUCAGCCACACGUCUUAGAUCAGGUGUCACGGAGAGGGGACCUGCGCCGACCACGACGGCUAUCAGAGCCCGAUGGCCAUUUCUGAAGCCCAGCUCGGUGCAGAGUGCACACAUGCGUCAUUUCGUGGACUCCCCACGACCACUUUCAGAGGCCAGUGCUGUCAAGAUUGUCACCUCACAGAUGGGCAAACUGAGGCUCAGAGAGCCAGAAUCAUUCCCAGGCCCUAACAGCUAACAAAUGGCGGAGAUGGCCCCCAACUCAGUCCUGCCUGACUCCAGGACGCGCACCCUCAACCUUAGUUUGUGGGUGCUUCCAAGUCGAGGCAGGGGUCUACCUGAAGGUGACUCUGUUGUGAGGCUCAGGCCCCACUUGGCCUCCUUCCUAAAUGGGGAUGUAUCAAAACUGCACCGCACCUAAAGGCAGAUUUCAAACCCUUGGAACUUGUGGGCAGCAUGGAAAGCCAGCUCUGCACAAAAUUGCCCUCAGACUGUCAUAGCCACCGCCAGGGUAAUACCUACUUGCGUGGGGCCUGGGUCCAACAUCACACCCCUGGCUCCCCAAAAACCAUUCUGGGAGGUAGACACUGCCACAAUCCCCAUUGCAUGGCUGAGGGGAAGGAAGUGACCUUCCAAAGGGCACGCAGUGACUCUCCCUCAGUGCUAGCCCUACUGGGCAUUUCCUCAAACGCCCAUUCCCCCCCCCACCCAGGGCUGCUUCGAGCACAUCGGCCAUGCCAUCGACAGCUACACGUGGGGUAUCUCGUGGUUUGGGUUUGCCAUCCUGAUG